Scheffersomyces amazonensis is the source of this 981-nucleotide messenger RNA. RefSeq names its product Pho100p (gene PHO100). Gene Ontology annotation, molecular function: nucleotidase activity. Lineage: Eukaryota; Fungi; Ascomycota; Pichiomycetes; Serinales; Debaryomycetaceae. The coding region runs from base 1 to 981 and encodes 326 amino acids. The record is from RefSeq and is a predicted model, not a curated record. The transcript has a single exon.
AUGCAAUUAACUCAAUAUCUUGCUUUAUUAUUCUUGGCUACUGCCACUCUCGCUAAGAAUAUUCUUUUAACUAAUGAUGAUUCUUGGAUCUCUACAAACAUUAGAGCUACAUACUAUAAGUUGAAAGAAGCUGGUCAUGAAGUUUACUUAGUUGCUCCAGUUUCUCAAAGAUCUGGUUGGGGUGGUCGUUUCGAUGUUCCAACUUCUCCUACUUUACAAACUGAUGGUGAAUUUGGUUAUGUUAAGGCUGGUGCUCCAUCUUGGGGUCAUGAAGAUUUUGAUGAUCACAUUUGGUAUUUCAAUGGUACUCCUGCUUCAGCUGUUGCAUUUGCUUUAACUUAUGUCUUCCCAGUUCACUUUAACUUAUCUGAAGAUUUCAGACCUGAUUUAGUUGUUUCUGGUCCAAAUGAAGGUACUAAUCCAGGAGCUUUCUACACUAUUUCUGGUACUAUGGGUGCUACUUAUAACUCAGUUUACAGAAAUAUUCCAGCUAUUGCUUUUUCUGGUUCUAAUGGUAACAAUUCUUUAUACACUGAUUUCUUAGAUCUUAAUGAUACUUUAGAACCAUCUACUAUUUAUGCUGGAUUAGUCACCGAAUUAGUUGACACUUUGUUUAAAUCUCAAGGUGACAAUGAAAGAGCUUUGCCAUUAGGUGUUGGUUACAAUGUUAACUUCCCACCUGUUGGUUAUCAAAAUGAAACUUGUAUUUCUCCAAAAUGGACUAAUACUAGAUUCUCUGGUUUAGCUGCUGCCGGUGCUGAUAUGUAUUACAAUGCUACUUCUAAUUCAUUUGUUUGGACCUCUUCCUCUUGGGAUGCUCUUGCUGCUUGUUACAAUGGUGAUUGUUCUUUACCAUCUGAAAACUACGUUCUUGCUUAUGGAAGUUGUCAAACCACAGUUUCUGCUUUCUCUAUUGAUUAUGAUGCCAAUACUGAAUUAAGUGCCCAAUCCAAUGCAUUAUUCGCUCCAUUAUUCAAUUAG